UCUUUACUUGAUAUUUUAGCAAGAUAAGAAUUUCAAUUCGGAAAUUGAGGAAAGUAAAAAGUUUCUCAAAAAUUUUAAUAAAUGACAUUAUUUUAUAGAAAUAAACAUUAGUGUUUUUUUAAGAUAUUGAUAUAUAAAACUCUGGUCAUGAAAAUAGUGAGUACAGAAAAGACGACCAAAGCGAAGUGUAUAAGAUAUGUUGCUAAAGGAAAAGUGUAAAAAUAUGUGUUCGGUUUUUAUUUACGUAUAAACUCCAGAAAAUAAUUUGUCACAGUUUUGUACAUCUUACAGCAAAAAUAUAAAAAUUAAUAACAAAGGAGGAAAAAUAUAUUAAAUCCUCUGAGACAGUUUGUUGUAGAUUGCUUUGAAUCUUUGAGACAUCAAUACAUCUAUUCAGUUAUGAGUAAUUAUCGUCACCAUGGAGGAGGCGGUGGCUACAGUGGAAUUGAAAUCCGAAACAUGCAUCCACGAAUUUCUCAAAAUUUCACUUAUGUUAGUUCAUGUGUUAAAUAUCUGAUAUUCAUGCUAAAUUUCAUAUUCUGGCUUUCGGGAGGUCUAUUGCUGGGUGUGGGCCUUUAUGCUUUUAUGGACAAAUGGGAAGCCACAGGAUGGGUUCGUCUAGAAACAUUUUACGAUGUAAUACUUAACAUCUCUUUAGUAAUGAUGCUGACCGGAAUACUUAUUUCUGUAGUCAGCUUUGCUGGUUGCCUUGGUGCGCUCCGUGAAAAUACUUGUUUACUAAAAUUCUAUACUAUGUGCUUACUAAUGUUUUUUCUUUUGGAACUGGCCAUUGCCAUAAUGGGAUUUGUUUUUCCACAUAAUAUGAAUUCUUUCUUGGAAGACAAGUUCACUGAUAAAAUUAUUCAUUCGUAUCGUGAUGACCCAGAUUUACAAAAUCUAAUCGAUUUUGCGCAACUUGAAUUCAAGUGCUGUGGAUUGAGCAACUCUGGAUAUCAAGACUGGAGUAAGAAUGAGUAUUUCAACUGUUCAUCACCGUCAGUAGAACGAUGCGGAGUUCCAUAUAGUUGUUGUAUUAAUGCAACUGACAUAAGUUCUGGUUUGGUAAAUAUUAUGUGCGGUUAUGGCGUGCAAGAGCACUCGGUUGCAGCAGCCAGUAAACGUAUCUGGACUAGUGGUUGUAUUGAAAUUGUUCGAGUUUGGGCGGAACGAAACUUAUAUACUAUAGCUGGCAUUGCUCUAGGAGUCGCACUAAUACAACUUUUUAUCAUAUAUUUAGCUAAAACUCUAGAAGGCCAAAUAGAUCUCCAGAAAUCUCGUUGGAAUGCGUGAGAUGUUUUAAUGUAAGAACAAAUAUAUGGUGCGUUGGUAGCAACAUUCUCUAUAGCAAACAUAUAUACUUUCCGUGUAUUAUCAGUCUGUCAAUUUAAUUAUUUUGAACAUAUUGUGUUUAUAGAUUUUAUAAAAAUUUUUAUUAGAGUAUAUAAGAUAACAUGUUGCUCUUUUCGCUCAAAAAGUAUAUUGAUACUAUUGAAUUUAAACGCAUUUAAUACAUAUAUAACGAGUAAAAAUAAAGUUUUAUUGUUAAAAUCGCGUUUAGAUGUA
Messenger RNA from Zeugodacus cucurbitae (melon fly), 1563 nucleotides. RefSeq names its product tetraspanin-33. The transcript has 2 exons. Gene Ontology annotation, cellular component: membrane. The record is from RefSeq and is a predicted model, not a curated record. NCBI's taxonomy places the organism in Eukaryota, Metazoa, Arthropoda, Insecta, Diptera, Tephritidae. The coding region runs from base 400 to 1290 and encodes 296 amino acids. Gene Ontology annotation, biological process: protein maturation; protein localization to plasma membrane.